Exophiala oligosperma is the source of this 2448-nucleotide messenger RNA. RefSeq lists its product as uncharacterized. The record is from RefSeq and is a predicted model, not a curated record. Lineage: Eukaryota; Fungi; Ascomycota; Eurotiomycetes; Chaetothyriales; Herpotrichiellaceae. Gene Ontology annotation, cellular component: nucleus. Bases 198 to 2147 code for a protein of 649 amino acids. The transcript is spliced from 7 exons. Gene Ontology annotation, biological process: DNA-templated transcription. Gene Ontology annotation, molecular function: zinc ion binding; DNA-binding transcription factor activity, RNA polymerase II-specific; DNA binding.
UAUCUGCAUCAGGUAUUGGCCGGCCCCUUGGCUUGAAUUAGUUCAUAAAAAAUCCUCGCCCUGUUACGACACUCUGCAUGUUGAAAGUUUUGGUGGUGGCCAGCUAUACCGAAUUAUUGAUCAGCCUUGGGGCCUUCAUUGUGUUCCGCCACGUCCGGGCACUUCUCGCGGUCCUUGCUUUCUAGAAAAGCACUAUCAUGACGCUUCCUGCCUCGAGACCCCCGGACGUUUACGCAGGUGGAAUCGGUCAGAGGCCCUAUCGGUCAAGGAGACAGAAGCCGUGCAAUGCAUGUCGACAGAGACGAUCAGGUUGUGUUCGGCGGGGCACCUCUGCCUGCACAUUUUGCACCGUCCGAGGCCUGGACUGUGUCGUGGAUUCGACUGCUACUACCAGCCCCAAUUCCAGGACGAACCUUGCGCCUGCUGUAAUCACUAAUGUCCAGGCUCGACGGGCAGAGCAGGAACUUUUGUGCGCGAAUCCGGGCCAGCCAAAGCCCUCCCCGACACGACCUUCAGCGAUUCGGGCUCGAUCCGACGACAUCGUUCGAAGUACCUUGCAAUACAUUGGCCCGACCAGCGACCACGACUCCUUUAUCUUGCGGCACAGCUCCUUGGGAAAGUCAUCAGCCAACUCACCCAGCGACGCAGACUGGGCGUGUCAAAGGAUCAGCACAGAUCCAAGAAAUCCCGUUCACUUCUCGUCUUUCCCAGACGAACAUCUCGACGCCCGACCGUAUUACUACCCGCGAAACAUUGUGGAAGAAGCCGUCCGGUCGUUCCGCGAUGACCUCGUGCACGCCUUCUUUGAGUAUGUUCACCCUUCCAUGGCUCUUUUGGGCCCCCAGCAGCCCUCCACACUGGCCAAAUCGGCCACCCUAAUGGCCUCGAUCUACGCCCUGGCACAGCGGCAUUGUCCGGCGGCCCGCGACGUCGACCCUUGGCUAUUUACAGACUUCAAUAAGCAAGCCCUCAACAUCGAGACACACACAGUCAAACUCGAAACCGUGGAGGCGGCAUUGUUGUUUGCUCAGCGUCACCCCCAUGUCCUCCGCGCACCGAAUAUGCCGGGGGUGUCUGCCGAAGUUGGAGGCAUCAUAGGAAUGGGCCAUGAUCUAGGAUUGAACAUUGAUCCCAUCGACUGGGACAUAUCUGACACCGAACGGCGACGACGGAGACGUCUCUGGUGGGGCAUCUUCAUUCAAGACAAGUGGUUUGCAUUGACACUUGGUCGCCCAUCGUAUCUUCAGGACGAUCAAAACAAUGUCUCGAUGCUGACACAGGCUGAUUUCGCAGCAGAGGGCUUCGAACAGCCUUCCAAAUCUCAGUCUCAACCUGCCAACAUCUUUAUUGGAAUGGCUACCUUGUCUGUCAUUCUCUCCAGGAUAUGCCGGGAAUUCUUUACCGUGAAAUCUACUCGCUCUUUUUGGGGUUCGAUUGCCGAGUUACAACAUGCCUGGACCCUGCUGGAGGAAGAUUUGGACAGGUGGUACGCCACUUUCUUGGAGCCCUUGCUGGCAAGCAAAGGUUUUCCUGACCCGACAGGCUCUCUUGAACUAGCAUUCUAUACGGUUCAGAUCACGCUGUGCCGUGGAGCGCUCCGGAUCGUCCUCUCUCAGUUCUCAACCGACGAGGUAUUUUGGAAACAUUUACGCCAAAGAGGCAAAACUGCUGCGUUGUCCGUGGUCCGGCUGCUCGAUCAACUUCCUGUUGCCCGCAGCUCGGCGUUUUGGUGGUCAGCCUCCAGGCUCAAUUUUUCCAUCGCAGGAAGCUUCAUGAUCAGCAUGUUCCUCUGUUCGGUUUCGGAUGAAGAAAGUCAAUAUUGGAUGGAUCAAAUCGCCUUUUACAGAAAGCUUCUCCGUGCCCACGCGACCGGCUUUGAGGUCACGAAACACGCAUCAAUCCGCUUAGACUUACUGGCAGACCGGGGCGGCGUUUAUGCGUCGUCUUCUACAACUGUAUCGGAGCAAUGUGCCAACGACCCUCAGCCAGUCUAUCAUCAGCUUUCCACCCAAACAGAAGAUAAUGAGACCGCAGCGACAACGUCAGCCACGAUAGACAUAUUGCCGGCUAUAGAUCCGAACGAGGACUGGUUGGUUCAGUUGCCUUCUUUGUCGCCGUUUGGGGUGCAUGAUUUCGGUCUCGUAUAGUACGAAAGAGAAAAAUAUAGAGACGAGGGUAAAGACGCUUAAUUAUGUUGGUACUAUGAGAACCUAGACUGGACAAGAGCCUUUCGCUAUAUAAAGGCGACCCUCAAACGGUCCUAGGCUAUCCCAAUCCUUGAUCUCCGACACAGUGGCAAUCUCUAGCGAGAACAAGGACAAAUCUAAGUGAUCUGGUAGCCGAAAAGGCUUCUGGGAUGCGGUCAGGUUGAGCAGAACCAGGGCUUCACCGUGGACAGAUGUCUUUUGAAAACAGAACAACCCGCUGUCGUCGCCAGCAUCGAUUGGG